AAGUUUCCAUACAGUGCAGCUUGUUAAAGUGAUAAUUAAUCAAAAAUGGAGGAGAUGAGGAAGGGGCCGUGGACAGAACAAGAAGAUGUGCAUCUGGUUUUGUAUGUGAAUUUAUACGGAGAUCGACGAUGGGAUUUCAUAGCGAAAGUUUCAGGUCUGAAAAGAACAGGUAAGAGUUGCAGGUUACGUUGGGUGAAUUACCUUCAUCCCGGUCUUAAACAUGGCAAAAUGUCGUGUCACGAAGAACGCCUUGUGCUUGAGCUUCAUAACAAAUGGGGCAAUAGGUGGUCAAGAAUCGCGAGGAAGUUACCUGGGAGAACCGACAAUGAGAUCAAGAAUUACUGGAGGACUUAUAUGAGGAAAAAGGGUCAGGAGAAGAAGAGGGCUAACUUGUCAUCUCCGUCGACUUCAGUGUCGUAUAAUUCUUCAUAUUCGUCGUCUUGCACAGUGAAUUCGAUGAAAAUCAAGGAUACUAAUGAGAGGAACUUCUUUGAUACCGGGGGAGUGGCUGCCAAGGGUUUAGUUAGUGAUGCGGAAGAGAUUAAGAAGGGGGACUAUUCGAUGGAUGAGAUAUGGAAUGAUAUUGUUUCGUCGGAUGAUGAUGCCAUCACACCGGUGUUUUCAGCCUUGGCCUCUCCUAUCUGGGACUACUGUCCUGACUCACUUUGGAUCACUGAUCAAGAGAAAGAUACUAACAUGACCGUUCCUACAAGUGAACCAUUUCAUUCCUUGUUUGGACAAGAGGACAUCGCGUUUUUUGCAGGCUAAUUAACCGCUUCUUUCAUUCGUUAUCACCUACUUCAUCAUCCUAGCUCCUAGCCUCUAAUAAUAAUGUUGAAACUCCAUUGUAUAUAGCCAGGAGUUUCCGAGUGCUGAACUCGGUGUUGAUCAUCUAGGCUCUAAUAACUCUGUUUUUACUAUGUUCCUGCUUCGGUUUUUACAAGUAUCAUAGGAAUAGUGCUCCGAGAGGAGACUAGUAAGUAGUGACUUUGUUGCUCUAAUCUGUGAUAUAUGUAUAUGUGUGCUGCAAUUUGUUUCUUCCC
Messenger RNA from Daucus carota subsp. sativus, 1043 nucleotides. Its product is annotated as transcription factor MYB59. The record is from RefSeq and is a predicted model, not a curated record. Gene Ontology annotation, biological process: regulation of DNA-templated transcription. Gene Ontology annotation, cellular component: nucleus. Bases 46 to 768 code for a protein of 240 amino acids. Gene Ontology annotation, molecular function: DNA-binding transcription factor activity; sequence-specific DNA binding. NCBI's taxonomy places the organism in Eukaryota, Viridiplantae, Streptophyta, Magnoliopsida, Apiales, Apiaceae. The transcript has 3 exons.